CCUAAACCCUUGUCCUCCAUUCUGUGUUUUAAUCUCCGUGAUUGUCUCUCCGACUCUCUCUCUUUAUAAUUAAAAAUUAGAAAAUUAAAAAUUAAAAUUAGAGUUCUACCGAUUACUCUGCGUCACUCUAGCUUAAUUGAGCAACUUUUUCUACGAAAUGUGAAUGUGCUCCUCUUCAUAAGGAGAAAUAUUUGAUAAUGGCUUCUAGAGCUAUAUUAAGAAGGAAGAGAUUUAUCACUGAUUAUCUGAAUGCCUCCACACGGUUGAUCCAAAGCUUCCAAUAUAUUAGGCAUGUUGUUCAGAGUCAUGAUUUAUGUGAUUAUAGCUCCUGUGCAAGCCACGCCUGUGUAGAUUUUAAUCAUGCAGACAAGUCAAAUACUUUUUCAGUGACAAGAGGAGAAUUGCAGGGAUUCUCUGGGUUCAGAUGCUCUGGACUUAAACAUCAUGGAAUCAUGGUUUUGGGUCUUGGGAAUGGAAAAUCAGAAUUCAUCCCACCAAUGGGGUUCACUUUGAUGUCCCAUUUGGUGCGAAAUGGUUCCACAGCUACUGCAAAGAAACAUGAAAUGGUCAGUGAUGAUGAGGAAAAUGAAGAGCUGGUUAGUAAAAAGAGGAAGCAAGCAUCCCCAGAAGAAUGUGAUCAAGCGGUUGAAGGUUUGAGUACUGCAAAAGCCAAAGCUAAUGCAAAAAAAUUGCAGGAAACUCAAAAGCUUGCUAAUUCUGUUUUACAGAGAUCAUGGGCCAUGCUCCUGGGGAUUGGUCCUGCUUUGAGAGCAGUAGCUUCUAUGAGCAGGGAGGAUUGGGCUAAGAAACUUGUUCACUGGAAGCAGGAAUUUGUAUCAGCAUUACAACACUAUUGGUUGGGUUUAAAGCUAUUGUGGGUUGAUGUGAGGAUCAGUUCAAGAUUGCUGUUAAAACUUGCUGGUGGGAAGAGUCUUUCUAGGAGGGAGAGGCAACAGCUAACUCGAACGACAGCAGAUAUUUUUAGGCUAGUUCCUUUUGCAGUUUUUAUCAUUGUUCCUUUCAUGGAAUUUUUGUUGCCUGUGUUCCUUAAAUUGUUCCCAAAUAUGUUGCCAUCGACCUUCCAAGACAAGAUGAAAGAACAGGAAGCUCUGAAAAGGAAGCUGAAUGCUAGAAUAGAAUAUGCCAAGUUUCUUCAGGACACAGUCAAAGAAAUGGCAAAAGAAGCCCAAAACUCACGAAGUGGGGAAAUUCGGAAAACUGCAAGGGAUCUUGAUGAAUUUUUAAAUAGGGUUAGAAGGGGUGCUGGUGUCUCUAAUGAGGAGAUUUUGGGCUUUGCUAAGUUGUUUAAUGAUGAACUUACUCUGGAUAAUAUCAACAGGCCUCGAUUGGUGAAUAUGUGCAAAUAUAUGGGCAUCAGUCCUUUUGGAACAGAUGCAUAUUUGCGUUUUAUGCUCCGGAAAAGACUACAAUGGAUUAAGAAUGAUGAUAUGUUGAUUAAAGCCGAGGGUGUGGAGUCUCUUUCAGAAGCUGAACUUCGUGAAGAUUGUAGGGAGAGAGGCAUGCUUGGAUUGCUGUCAGUUGAAGAAAUGCGCCAACAGCUCCAUGAUUGGUUGGAUUUGUCUCUUAAUCACUCAGUCCCUUCUUCCCUUUUGAUCCUUUCGAGGUCUUUCACUGUGUCUGGAAAGCUGAGACCUGAGGAAGCUGUUCAAGCUACACUGUCUUCUCUCCCUGAUGAGGUUGUGGGUACUGUUGGUGUUACAUCUUUGCCAUCUGAAGAUUCUGUUUCAGGAAGGAGAAGGAAGCUGGAGUACCUUGCUAUGCAGGAAGAAUUGAUCAAGGAGGAGGAAGAAAAAGAUGAAAAAGAUCUGGUGAGGAUGAAGGAAAAUCUAGUUAGCGAGGAGGAUGUUGCAUUGAAAGAGAUGACUAUAGCAACAGCAAGUGAAGCGCACAAACAAGCUAGAGUAAGAACAUUGGAAAAGCAGGAGCAGCUCUGUAAGCUUAGUCAAGCGUUGGCUGUUUUAGCUUCAGCAUCUUCAGUGAGUCAUGAGCGUGAAGAAUUCCUGGGCCUGGUCAAUAAGGAGAUAGAACUUUACAACAGUAUGGUGGACAAAGAGGGCACUGACAGUGCGAAAGAUGCCAUAAAGGCUUAUAAAGCAGCUAGAGAAGAAACGGACCAUUCUGAUGAAGUUGCUGAAAGGGAUGAGGUUUCUUCAGUGCUUAGAGAAAAGGUUGAUGCUAUGCUUCAAAAUCUUGAGAAGGAAAUUGAUGAUGUUGAUGCUAAAAUUGGUGAUCGGUGGCAACUACUUGACAGGGAUCUUGAUGGGAAAGUUACUCCUGAAGAAGUGGCUGGUGCUGCUUUGUUCUUGAAGGAUACAUUAGGGAAACAGGGUGUUGAAGAACUCAUUAGCAGUCUCUCCAAAGAUAGAGAUGGGAAGAUCCUUGUGGAAGACAUCGUCAAAUUGGGCAGUUGGACAGAAAAUUCGAAUUCAGCAGAACAUAGAGGAUAAAUGGCUGGUUUGACCUUCUAUUUCUCUUGACAUCUUGAUAUUUCCCAGUUAGCUCUUCAGUUGGCAGAUAAUAUGGCUUGAACUCUGAUAUGGUCCGGCUUCAUCUUAGUUGCAGCUUGGCAAUUUCUCGACUUUUCAGGUUCCAACGGUACCCUUUUUUUUUGAAUACACGUUGGCUCUUAUAAUUUAUAGACUACACCUAGGUAGUUUCUUUUUGUUAUACAUAUAGAAGUAGUAUUCUUAUUCCUUUGCGCCUUUGAUAAAAGAGGCAGACUUGCUAGCAAUUAAAAAAGGCAAAAUAAAAAUAAAAAUUCUGGGCUAGAUAAAAGCAACUUUUAUGUAUACAGAAAAAUAAUGUUGUUGUUCUAUCCAUUGCAUUUUAGUUCAAAAUGCUGUUCCUGAUAUUGCCAAGUUUAAGCUGUUGAAUGACAGAUGUAUCUAGCUUUUUAUUACUGUCUUCA
Mangifera indica (mango) is the source of this 2929-nucleotide messenger RNA. Its product is annotated as mitochondrial proton/calcium exchanger protein-like. Gene Ontology annotation, cellular component: mitochondrial inner membrane. The transcript is spliced from 15 exons. Gene Ontology annotation, biological process: intracellular monoatomic cation homeostasis. NCBI's taxonomy places the organism in Eukaryota, Viridiplantae, Streptophyta, Magnoliopsida, Sapindales, Anacardiaceae. The record is from RefSeq and is a predicted model, not a curated record. Gene Ontology annotation, molecular function: ribosome binding; calcium ion binding. The coding region runs from base 198 to 2468 and encodes 756 amino acids.